AUGGAAGAAGCUUUUCGUAUUAAUCAAAGAAAAAGUCGAAAAGCAAGAAAUGAUGUAGCUGUUCAAGGUACCAAUGACUCAAGUAUCUUAUCAAAAGUAUCAAUGGUUAAACUUGGGUAUUUUAAUGAUUUAUUUCUUCGAGAAUUUGUUGAUAAAGAUGUAAGACGUUCACCAUCAAUCAAUCGAGGUUAUUACAUUAGAAUGAAAGCAUUAGAAUAUGCUUUAAAUAUGUUUUAUACAGUUUAUGAUCAAAAAGAAGUACAGAUUGUUAAUUUAGGUGCUGGAUUUGAUGCAACUUGGUUUCGAUUAGAUGACGAACGAAAACAACGAACACAUUUUAUUGAUAUUGAUUUCCCUGAAGUCAUGCAACGUAAAUUAGCAUUAAUAGAAGUUCGUUCUCGUUUAAAUGAACAAUUCGAACCAAUUCAUACAUAUAGUUCAUUAGAAAAUUUCGCUGUAACAAAUGAAAAAUAUUCAUUAAUUGGUGUUGAUAUGCGAGAUCCUUUAACUCUAAAUACACUUUUACAAACAGUUAAAGUUGAUGAAACAAAACCAACUUUAUUAAUAAGUGAAGUUGUUUUAACAUAUAUGGGUCGAUCAAGUUGUAAUCGUGUUAUACAAUGGAUACUUGAUUUUUUUCAAGAAUGUAUUUUAUGUACUUAUGAACAAGUUUUACCAGAUGAUGGUUUUGGUCAAGUUAUGGUUGCACAUUUUGCUAAAUUAGGUUCACCAUUAAAGUGUAUUCAUCAAUAUCCAACAAGUGAAUCACAAGUUCAACGUUAUACUCAUUUAGGUUUUGAUGUUUCACUUUGUGUAAAUAUGCAUAAUUUUUAUCGAAAUUAUUUACCAAUUGAUGAACAUAAUCGUAUUGAUACAUUAGAACCUUUUGAUGAAAUUGAAGAAUGGCAAUCAAAAUGUGCUCAUUAUAUACUUUUAUUUGGUUUAAAAACACCAUCGAAUAUAUCAAAACAAUGGUUUGAACAAAUGAAUAAAGAUUUUAUAACAAUUAUUUAUGUAAAAAAAGAAAAUUUAAUUAAUAAUAAUAAUAAUAAUAAUCUAAAUGAUGAACAAAUUAAACCUAAUAUUCAAUUUGAAAGUUAUCCAACAACUAUGACUUAUGCACAACGCUUUGGACAUCAAUCAAUAUUAAUUAAUGAAAAAUAUGUUUGGACUAUUGGAGGUUUUGGAACUGUUGAUGGAAGACAUAGAAGAUUAAAAACUAUUGAAGUAUUAAAUAUUGAUAAUGGAGAAAUUCAAAGAUUAGAUAAUCACUUACUUGGUGAACACGUUUUUCAUACAUGUCAUCAAUCAGAUAAUUUAAUAUUCUCAUUUUUUGGUCGUAAAAGUCCUGGAACAUUAAAUUCAUAUACUUCAAUUGAUAUAAACACUCUUCAAGUUACAAAUUUCAAUGAGGAUGAAAAAAUACUUCGACGAUGGCGUCAUUGUUCUUGUUAUAUAAAAGAAACAAAUACAAUAAUUAUAUUUGGUGGUUGUAUAAAUAUAUCAAAAUCAACAAAUGAUAUACUUUGUUUACAAUCGAAUGGUCAACUCAUACAAUCUCAAUUUUCACAAACAAAACCAACAAAUCGACAUUCAGCUCGUUUAAAUGCUUAUAAACAUUUAGCUGUUCUUUCUGGUGGUUUAUUAGAAAAUGAUGAACCAACGAAUGAAAUUUGGUUAUUAGAUACAUCUAAAGAUAUUAUGAAUUGGACAUUAUUUCAAACAAAUGGAAUAAUUAUACCAAGAUAUUCACAUAGUGCAGAGAUUAUUGAUGAUACACUUUGGUUAUUAGGUGGAAUGAAUGCUAAUGAACGUAGACCACCAGGUUUAUGUAAAAUUAAUUUAAUAACUGGUGAAGCUAUCGAGUAUAUAAUACCGACAAUGUGUAAUGAACAACCGAUUAUACUUUAUAAUCAUCAAACAGUACUUUUGAAUAAAACAACAUUUCUUAUAUUAGGAGGCGGUGGAAAUUGUUUUUCUUUUGGUGCCCAUAUCAAUCAACCGAUGAUUCUUAAAUUUGAUCAUUUAGUAAACUGA
Rotaria sordida is the source of this 2037-nucleotide messenger RNA. The record is from the annotation of a GenBank genome assembly. Lineage: Eukaryota; Metazoa; Rotifera; Eurotatoria; Philodinida; Philodinidae.